AUGAAGUCAUUUUCAUGGCUGGUUGUGCUCUCCCCGGCUGCGUUGCCAAUGGUUGCGGGCAAGGGGUUCUGGUCGAGUACUCCAGCCACAUUUCAACAUCUUAUCAAAGAAACGUACCCCGUUGGAAAUGGCAGGCUAGGAGCUAUGCCAUUUGGUCCUCCCGGAGCAGAAAAAGUGGUUCUCAACAUUGACUCGCUUUGGUCCGGUGGCCCAUUCGAAUCAUCUACAUACACUGGCGGAAACCCAACAUCCCCUCUUAAUGAGUACCUUCCGGGAAUUAGAGAUUCAAUCUUCCAGAAAGGCACAGGAAACGUCGAUCAGCUUCUUGGAAAUGGAGACAAUUAUGGAAGCUACCAGGUGUUUGCCAAUUUAUCAGUUGUCAUCAAUGGCGUGAGCUCUGCAACCAGCUACAAUCGGUCUCUCGAUUUCAACACGGGCAUCCACACUACGGCCUAUACUGCAGACAAUGGGAACGAUUAUAAAUCAACUGUGUAUUGUUCCUAUCCCGAUCAGAUUUGUGUCUACAGCCUUUCAUCUAACGCUGCUCUUCCCAAUAUUACCAUUUAUCUGGAGAAUCAGCUUACAUCUGCGCCCUAUUCUGCAUCUUGCGAACGAAAUGACACCUCUGUUAUUCUGUCAGGCGUUACCCAGGCCGGUCCUCCUCAAGGAAUGCAGUACGAAGGGAAAGCCCAAUUAAUAACUGGAACAGGAAAAUCCAUGCUUCAUCGCGGCGCUCACACGAGACCUCUGUGCAGUGGCUCAUCGCUAAUUAUACCAUCCGAUUCUAAAACUCGGACACUUAGUCUCGUAAUUGGUGCUGCUACGAAUUAUGACCAACUGGCUGGCAACGCCGAAAGCAACUUCUCAUUUGCAAUUCCAGGAUCCGAUACAAUUGACACUCAUUCUUUGCUUGAUCCAAUUAUCUCAGCAGUCACGUCACCGGCAGCGUCAAAGGCAGAAAGCACACUCCGACGAGCCCACAUUACAGACUACCAUGACUUGGUGGGCCAAUUCACCUUGGAGCUUCCAGAUUCUGCAGGGUCAUCCGGUCUAGAAACAUCAGUUCUUAUUAGCCAGUAUAACUCUUCCGGCCUAGGCGACCCAUAUCUCGAAUCUACAAUAUUUGCGCUGGGACGCCAUCUCUUUAUCUCCUCUUCGAGAGAUAAUUCCCUCCCUACAAAUCUAGCAGGGAGAUGGAGUGAGACAAUUGGAGCUGCAUGGAGUGCAGACUAUCACUCCAAUAUCAACUUCCAAAUGAAUCAUUGGGGCGCUGAUCAGACUGGACUGGGGCGUCUCCAAGCCUCGACCUGGAACUACAUCCAGAAUACUUGGGUGCCUCGAGGGACCGAAACCGCACAGCUUCUAUAUGGGGCUCCAGGAUGGGUUACGCACGAUGAAAUGAACAUCUUCGGGCACACAGGCAUGAAGGAGGAUGCUCAAUGGGCCAAUUAUCCAGUCGCUGCCGCAUGGAUGAUGCAGCAUGUCUCCGAUCAUUUCUCCUAUUCGCAAAACGUUACCUGGUAUCGAGAUCAAGGAUACCCGCUCCUCAAAGGCGUCGCCCAGUUCUGGCUUUCCCAGCUUCAACCAGACAAAUACUUUAAUGACGGCAGCCUUGUGGUGAACCCAUGCAACUCAGCGGAACAUGGUCCUACUACAUUCGCAUGCACGCACUAUCAGCAACUAAUUCACCAGCUCUUGACCGAUAUCAGGUCAACGGAGGCUUUGCUUCCAGAUACCGAGGAGGAGUUCAUUGCUAACGUCACAACCGCCCUGAAAACUCUCGAUAAUGGCCUGCAUAUCGGUACCUGGGGCCAAGUCAAAGAGUGGAAGAUCCCGGAUUCUUUUGGUUAUGACUUUGAGAACGAUACCCAUCGCCACCUCUCUAAUCUCGUCGGAUGGUACCCUGGUUAUAGUAUGUCCUCCUUCCUUGGGGGAUACACGAACACAACUAUUCAGGAUGCUGUGGCUACAACCCUUUACUCAAGAGGACCAGGAUAUGCCGACGCAAACGCAGGUUGGGAGAAAGUCUGGCGAUCAGCUUGCUGGGCCAGAUUGAAUAAUACCGAUGAGGCUUAUUUUGAGCUCAGAUAUGCGAUUGAUGAGAAUUUUGCCUCGAAUGGCUUGAGUAUGUACAGCGGACAGAAUCCGCCUUUCCAAAUCGAUGCCAACUUCGGGAUUGUGGGAGCAAUGCUAAGCAUGCUGGUUGUGGAUUUGCCGAAUGGCAAUGCAGUGGAGAAUCGGACAGUGGUAUUGGGACCAGCUAUUCCUACGAGAUGGGGCGGUGGGUCUGUUAAAGGACUGCGACUGAGAGGUGGUGGACUAGUCGACUUCACAUGGGACCUAAAUGGGCUUGUUGUAAGUGUGAAUGCAAGCGGAAUAGCCAAAGGUCUUCGGAUUGAGAAUAAGGAGGGGACUAUCCUCGUAGGAUCUCGAUUACGAACUGAGAUACUUUAG
This is a messenger RNA of Pseudogymnoascus verrucosus, 2454 nucleotides long. RefSeq lists its product as uncharacterized. Lineage: Eukaryota; Fungi; Ascomycota; Leotiomycetes; Thelebolales; Thelebolaceae. Gene Ontology annotation, biological process: carbohydrate metabolic process. Gene Ontology annotation, molecular function: alpha-L-fucosidase activity. The record is from RefSeq and is a predicted model, not a curated record. The transcript has 4 exons. The coding region runs from base 1 to 2454 and encodes 817 amino acids.